AUGUUGGUGGAGUCCGAUGACGAGAGUGAUCAUGACAAUACAAAAUUACAAGGUGAUGACGGAACAAAAGGGGAUGGUGUGAUUGUGACUAUGCCUGUGCCUGAGGUGGGCAUGAAGUUUAAGGACAAAAAUGAAAAUUUCAAUUUUUAUAAAAGAUAUACAUAUAACAUGGGUUUUCUAGUGAGAAAACGAAAUUUGAAAAGGGACGAUGAUGGAGUUCUGCGAUAUGUUAUAUACGUUUGUAGCCACGAAGGGAAAAAAAUCAGUAAUACAAGUUUUUCUUUAAAGCUACAUGCUACCAUUCAAAGUGGAUGUAAAGCCAGGCUUACAACAUGCUCAAAUAUUUGUGGAAUAUGGGGAAUUAACACAGUGCACCUGGACCACAACCAUAAAACAAGUCCUUCAAAAUCUAGAUUGUAUAGAUGCAAUAGAGAAUUAAGUGCGCAAGUGAAACGUCGUCUUGAAGUAAAUGACAUUGCAGGAAUACUGCUACACAAAAGUUUCAAUUCUAUAGUUAUCGAAGCAGGUGGAUAUGAAAACAUGAUCUGCAUUGAGAAGGACCGUCGAAAUUAUGUUGAACAAGUUAGGCUGCUAAGACUUGGUGAAGAUAAUAGGAGUCAGCAGGCAUGUAUGGAAUUUGACGAUGUUGUCACAUUUGAUAGCACAUACCUGACGAACAAGUAUGAUAUGCCAUUUGCCCCUUUUGUUGGAGUGAACCAUUACAGACAGUCCACUCUCCUCGGAUGUGGUCUCAUAUUGAAUGAGGAUACUGACACAUUUGUGUGA
Olea europaea var. sylvestris is the source of this 786-nucleotide messenger RNA. Its product is annotated as protein FAR1-RELATED SEQUENCE 12-like. The transcript has 2 exons. The record is from RefSeq and is a predicted model, not a curated record. NCBI's taxonomy places the organism in Eukaryota, Viridiplantae, Streptophyta, Magnoliopsida, Lamiales, Oleaceae. Gene Ontology annotation, biological process: regulation of DNA-templated transcription. Bases 1 to 786 code for a protein of 261 amino acids.